CCAAUUAUUCAUUCCCGAAACAGAGCAAACAAGGUCUGGGAAAGAAAGAUGUUAUAAAAUACGUAAGACUGUAAGAGUAGCGGACAAGGGAUCGAUCAAUCAAUUCGGCCAUGGAUGAGGAAUCGAAAACUCCGGCUGAGAUCCCUCUGCUUCAAUCUUCUUCAAGAGGUUCGGCCUCUGCAAUUCAGACUCUUGGGAACAUAAUUGUGUCCAUAGUUGGCACUGGCAUUCUGGGUCUCCCCUUUGCCUUUCGAGUCGCCGGUUGGGGUGCUGGAUCUCUCGGUGUCAUGAUCGCUGGACUCUGCACUUACUAUUGCAUGCGCGCUCUGGUUCAAUGUAAAGACAAAUUGGCAACAGAAGAAUUAGUGGAAGAACACAAAACCUAUGGAGAUUUGGGUUACAAAUGCCUGGGAACCCCAGGCCGUUGCCUAACAGAAUUCCUCAUAUUUAUCUCUCAGUGUGGAGGAGCCGUAGCAUACUUGGUCUUCAUUGGCCAAAACCUUGAAUCUAUAUUCAAUGGUCACGGCCUCACCUGUGCUGAGUACAUAUUCUUGUUAGUCCCUAUAGAGAUUGCACUAUCAUGGAUAGGCUCUUUAUCGGCCCUAGCGCCUUCAAGCAUUUUCGCCGAUAUAUGCAAUGUUCUGGCAAUGGCAAUAGUGUUGAAAGAAGACGUACAGAAGGUGAUGGGAGGUGGGUUUUCGUUUAAGGAUAGGAAAGCAUUCACAGAUAAGAUUGGAGGGUUGCCUUUUGCAGGAGGUAUGGCAGUGUUUUGUUUCGAAGGAUUUGGGAUGACAUUGGCUUUAGAGAGAUCAAUGAAAAAGAAGGGUGCUUUUUCUACGUUGUUAGCUAAGGUAUUCACUGGUAUAACACUAGUGUAUGUUUUGUUUGGUUUCUGUGGGUACAUGGCAUAUGGGGAUGAAACCAAAGACAUUAUUACUCUCAAUUUGCCAAGAAGUUGGUCAGCCAUUGCAGUCCAGAUUGGAUUAUGCUUGGGGCUGGUGUUCACAUUCCCGAUCAUGGUACACCCGGUGAACGAGAUCGUGGAGGACAAGCUGAAGAAGGUGCAUUGGUUUCAAAAGCUUCACUACAACGAUAAUAUUGCUCUAACAAGAUUAGCGAAGGUUGGGAUAUACUUGAGCCGUGCGAUUUUGGUGGUUUUGUUAGCCACCUUGGCCUCAUGCGUGCCUGGAUUCGGCAUAUUCGCCUCCCUUGUAGGGAGUACUGUGUGUGCAUUGUUAUCUUUUGUUUUGCCAUCCGCGUUCCACCUUAAACUGUUGGGCCCUUCCUUGCAUCCAUUGCAGAAAACUCUCGAUUUCUGCAUUUUGUUUGGUGGAUUGCUUUUUGCUGUAUAUGGUACUUACAGCACUGUUAUAGGAGUUUGAAUUGAAGGAAUCCUUGCUUCACUUACUUUUGAUUGUAAGCUCAGCUUCUGAAUGAAGAAAUCAGUUCACCUUAAUUUCAGAGACAAUGACAAGGUAGCCCGUAAAGUA
Tripterygium wilfordii is the source of this 1490-nucleotide messenger RNA. RefSeq names its product amino acid transporter ANT1. The record is from RefSeq and is a predicted model, not a curated record. The coding region runs from base 111 to 1382 and encodes 423 amino acids. Gene Ontology annotation, cellular component: vacuolar membrane. The transcript is spliced from 3 exons. Lineage: Eukaryota; Viridiplantae; Streptophyta; Magnoliopsida; Celastrales; Celastraceae. Gene Ontology annotation, biological process: amino acid transmembrane transport. Gene Ontology annotation, molecular function: amino acid transmembrane transporter activity.